CAUAUAUUUAAAUACCUGAAAAACACAUGUCAAUAGAAAUGGCAUAAAAUAUAUUUUAGUCACCAUAAUUAUACUGUAUACACUUUCAGUAGAUGUAAUAUUAAAACAAGUAAUUAUGUGCUUAAGCUCUGCUUAUGUGCUCUGGUCACAAUUGCAAUAAUUGCAUUUCACAAAUUGUAAAACAAAAUAUUUUCAUUAACAUCCAAUUAAUUGUUUACAUUAGACUACAAAUUUAGAUUGCACUGAAAAACUUUUUUUAAUGAUUUUUUCUGUACUAAAGUCUGCUAAAAGUGUACUUGUUUUUCCACAAGGGAAUACAUAGCAAUAUCUUGGCGACUAUCCACAACCUCAAACCAUCAUGGCGGGACAUGAAAGAGACGUUCAAGUUGUUGUCUCCGGUCUCACUGUGAACAUUUAUGAAAGUGCAAUCAAUGGAAAGUAGUUAGAAAAUAUGGAGUUCACUUGAAGGAGCGAGAAGUCGAAGGAUGAAAAAGAGGACUGGAUGGCUGGGUUGGGCUGGGGAUGGAGGAGCGCGAGGGCGAGAGAACAGCGAGUCAUUGUGCUGGUACACCAGGCACUGGGAGACACACUCAAGACACAUUCACGCAUUCACACACUGACACGAACACACACAUAAGCUCGUGCUUCUGCCCACCGCUGCACAGACCCGAACUGGCAUCCCAGAGGGCAGCACUUUACUCCUGUCCUCGCCUUCCAAACGUGACGUUCAACCCUAGCUGAGCAUCUCGAUUUGCAGGUUACACCUCCAUCACAUGUCUAUAGCAUUUCGGCUCAAGCUCUGGAUCCAGGAGCACAACACAAGAACAUAGAGGAUUAGAAGAUGAGAGACUGAGAAGACUGAGACUUCAGAGACUUCACUCAUCAGGUCCAUUGCCCAGUCUGUACCAUUCCUUUAUCAGAAACUAACUUACUAAGGAAAAAGCUUGGCUUUGGUGGUCUUGCUGACUUUGCGCACCAAAGGUUCUGUCUGUGCCCUCCAUUGGACUCAUCCAAGUGAUCAUUCUUAGGAAAGAUUCACCAUGGCAACCACUGGCAUGCAGCUCCUCGGCCUGGUCCUGUCCAUCAUUGGCUGGGUGGGGGGAUUCCUGGUAUGCACCCUGCCCAUGUGGAGGGUCACCGCCUUCAUCGGGAACAACAUUGUAACGGCACAGACCACAUGGGAGGGUCUCUGGAUGAAUUGCAUCUGGCAGAGCACAGGAGAGAUUCAGUGCAAGGUGUAUGACAGCUUGCUGGCUCUUCCCAGUGACAUGAAGGCCGCUCGGGGUCUUACGGUUCUCGCUAUACUAAUCUGCACCAUUUCGCUCACGUUAGGUAUUCUGGGUAUCAAGUGCACUGAGUGUGUGGGACUUCCAAGCCUCAAGGCUCGCUUGGCACGUGUGUCCGGUGUGCUCUUUGUCAUCGCAGGGUUCCUCAUCCUUGUGCCUGUUUGCUGGACGGCCCAUUCCAUCAUCAGAGAUUUCUAUGACCCCUAUGUGUUGGCCCCACACAAACGUGAGCUUGGACCUGCUCUCUACUUGGGCUGGGGGGGUUCGGCUUUACUGUUGAUUGGUGGAUCACUUCUCUAUGCAGGGUCCAAUCCACCCGGGAUUCCCUCUUCUCCAACAUUUAGCAGUGAUGAGAGCAGCCCACGCCGAGCAGGUGGUCCUGCCCAGGUCAAGGGUUAUGUUUAAUGAUCACCACAGGCAAACCAGUCCCCGAAAGCCUUCUCUGUUAGAGUUUCCCAUUGUGAUAGAUUCAAGUUAAUUUUAAUCUAUUUUGUAUCAACAGAAUAUUUGGAGAGGUAGUGAAUAGAAAUGUGAAAUCAGGUUACCUUGCCACCUCUAAUGUCCACUUAUAAGUACGUCUUUCUCUGUAUUUGUCUAUUAUGUUAUUCAAUAAUAAAACCUUAAAUCCUUGUGUUA
Messenger RNA from Danio aesculapii, 1922 nucleotides. It is a transcript of the gene cldnk, whose product is annotated as claudin k. NCBI's taxonomy places the organism in Eukaryota, Metazoa, Chordata, Actinopteri, Cypriniformes, Danionidae. Gene Ontology annotation, cellular component: bicellular tight junction; plasma membrane. The record is from RefSeq and is a predicted model, not a curated record. Bases 1041 to 1691 code for a protein of 216 amino acids. The transcript is spliced from 3 exons. Gene Ontology annotation, biological process: cell adhesion; bicellular tight junction assembly. Gene Ontology annotation, molecular function: structural molecule activity.